This is a messenger RNA of Eptesicus fuscus (big brown bat), 1871 nucleotides long. RefSeq names its product phosphoglucomutase 5 (gene PGM5). NCBI's taxonomy places the organism in Eukaryota, Metazoa, Chordata, Mammalia, Chiroptera, Vespertilionidae. Gene Ontology annotation, biological process: myofibril assembly; striated muscle tissue development; carbohydrate metabolic process. Gene Ontology annotation, molecular function: magnesium ion binding; phosphoglucomutase activity. Gene Ontology annotation, cellular component: sarcolemma; cytosol; cell-substrate junction. The transcript has 11 exons. The coding region runs from base 24 to 1727 and encodes 567 amino acids. The record is from RefSeq and is a predicted model, not a curated record.
GGCAGGACCGGCCCGGAGCCGCCAUGGAGGGAAGCCCCAUCCCGGUGCUGACCGUGCCAACGGCACCCUACGAGGACCAGCGGCCCACUGGGGGCGGGGGGCUGCGGCGGCCCACCGGGCUUUUCGAGGGCCAGCGCAACUACCUGCCCAACUUCAUCCAGAGCGUGCUGUCGUCCAUCGACCUGCGCGAUCGCCAGGGCUGCACCAUGGUGGUGGGCAGCGACGGCAGGUACUUCAGCAGGACGGCCACGGAGAUCGUGGUGCAGAUGGCUGCGGCCAACGGGAUUGGACGACUGAUUAUUGGACAGAAUGGCAUCUUGUCGACACCUGCUGUUUCCUGCAUUAUAAGAAAGAUCAAGGCAGCUGGUGGAAUUAUCCUGACAGCCAGCCACUGCCCUGGAGGACCCGGGGGAGAGUUUGGAGUGAAGUUUAAUGUUGCCAAUGGAGGUCCUGCACCAGAUGUUGUUUCAGACAAAAUCUAUCAGAUCAGCAAAACAAUUGAGGAAUAUGCUAUAUGUCCUGAUCUUCGAAUUGACCUGUCUCGACUAGGAAGACAAGAAUUUGACCUGGAGAACAAAUUCAAACCAUUUAGAGUGGAGAUAGUAGACCCAGUGGAUAUCUAUCUCAAUCUCCUUCGGACCAUCUUUGACUUUAACGCCAUCAAAAGUUUGCUGGCUGGGCCUGGCCAACUGAAGAUCCGAGUUGAUGCUAUGCAUGGAGUUAUGGGACCCUAUGUGAGAAAAGUCCUGUGUGAUGAGCUGGGAGCCCCAGCCAAUUCUGCAAUAAACUGUGUUCCCCUGGAAGAUUUUGGCGGGCAGCAUCCUGAUCCAAACCUGACAUAUGCAACGACCCUUCUGGAAGCUAUGAAAGGAGGGGAAUAUGGAUUUGGAGCUGCAUUUGAUGCUGAUGGGGAUCGUUACAUGAUCCUGGGCCAAAAUGGCUUCUUUGUGAGCCCUUCUGACUCCCUGGCCAUCAUUGCUGCCAACCUCUCUUGCAUUCCAUAUUUCCGUCAGAUGGGGGUCCGAGGGUUUGGGAGGAGUAUGCCCACCAGCACGGCCCUGGACAGAGUGGCCAAGUCCAUGAAGGUCCCCGUAUAUGAGACCCCAGCUGGAUGGAGAUUCUUCUCAAACCUGAUGGACUCGGGACGGUGCUCUCUGUGUGGAGAAGAGAGCUUUGGCACUGGUUCCGAUCACCUCCGGGAGAAAGAUGGGCUGUGGGCUGUCUUGGUCUGGCUCUCCAUUAUUGCUGCCCGGAAGCAGAGUGUGGAGGAAAUUGUUCGCGAUCACUGGGCCAAAUUUGGCCGCCACUACUAUUGCAGGUUUGACUAUGAGGGGCUAGAGCCCAAGGCGACAUAUUACAUCAUGAGGGACUUGGAGGCUCUGGUCACAGACAAGUCCUUCAUCGGCCAGCAGUUUGCCGUGGGGAGCCAUGUCUACAGUGUGGCAAAGACAGACAGCUUUGAAUAUGUGGACCCUGUGGAUGGCACUGUGACCAAGAAACAGGGCCUGAGGAUCAUUUUCUCAGACGCAUCACGGCUCAUCUUCCGGCUCAGUUCCUCCAGUGGCAUUCGGGCCACCAUCAGACUGUAUGCAGAGAGCUAUGAGAGGGAUCCCAGCGGUCAUGACCAGGAGCCACAGGCAGUGCUGAGCCCUCUGAUAGCCAUCGCACUGAAAAUAUCCCAGAUUCACGAGAGAACCGGCCGGAGGGGUCCCACCGUCAUAACCUGAAGGAAGAAACCAUGACUCACCAGGCCCAAAGGAGAGCGCUCUGCAGGAGACAUGUCACCCACGCCUUCUUGCUAAUCUGUUUGUGCCUCUUAUGACUUUGGAAAAAAAAACAAAAUAUAAUUUGCUGGUGGGGGGUGGGAAAAG